AUGCUUCCAGGGUCUAAAAGGUCCCAUCCUCUUAAUGAAGCUGCUUCUCGGUAUACAAUUCCUCUUGGAGAUCUCGUAGGCUUGAAACAUUCGGGAGUGCAUCUGGUCACGCUAAAAUCUGGAGACACAAGUUCGGUUGAUCACUUUCAUCAUCAUACUGAGGAAUGGAUAUACAUUUUGGACGGCCAGGGAGUAGCGUGCAUAGAUGGUAAUGAUAUUCCUGUGGAAAAGGGCACAUUCCUUGGAUUUGUAAGGUCUACACGUGGCCCAUCGCACAAUAUGAAGAAUACCUCGGCCUCUGACCUGCUGUAUCUCUGUGGAGGUGAACGACGUGAUUUUGAUGUAUGUGUGUAUCCCAAAAUCAAUAAGAUAAUGGUAAACGAAGGGGGUGAUGACGGAUUUGACGGAUUUAGAAGGAAAACGUUCGUCAACACGGAACAUAUGCUCAUAUUGCAUGAAGAGGCUGGAUAUGGCAGUAAACGAAAGUAA
Messenger RNA from Synchytrium microbalum, 489 nucleotides. RefSeq lists its product as uncharacterized. The transcript is spliced from 2 exons. NCBI's taxonomy places the organism in Eukaryota, Fungi, Chytridiomycota, Chytridiomycetes, Synchytriales, Synchytriaceae. The record is from RefSeq and is a predicted model, not a curated record. Bases 1 to 489 code for a protein of 162 amino acids.